AUGGAAGUGGGCUCGCACGCGCCCGCCAAGGAGGGGUGGGGUGGGUACGUGGGUGUCAGAGCGGCGGAGGAGGGAGGCGCCAUCAGAGAGAGCAGGCUGUCAGAGCAAGAAAGUGGCUUUAAUACGGCCAAAAGCAAAGGAAUCCGCCUGUCAGGCCCGCUCAGCCCGACCCGGCAACAGAAAGACGAGCCCAGCCAGGGUACAUGUGAAAACAACAGUAGUGAGGAGGAGGAGCAGCAGGUACCAGCCAGAGAGGAGCAUGAUGGGAAAUAG
This is a messenger RNA of Knipowitschia caucasica, 273 nucleotides long. The record is from the annotation of a GenBank genome assembly. NCBI's taxonomy places the organism in Eukaryota, Metazoa, Chordata, Actinopteri, Gobiiformes, Gobiidae.